ACAUUUGUGCCAGCAAAACUAAUGGACACGAAUAGAAAGUCUGCUGCAGCUUACAGCACAACUAAGCGUUGUUUAUGUUAUGUUAUCACUUAUAAUCAAUUUGUUAGUUAAGUUUUGGUUUGUAUGGGAGUCCAAUGUUAUUUCAGUUACUCAAAACACGUUUAAUUUGACCUCAGUAAAUGUGUACAUGUGAAAAGGUUAUAGUUUCUUCUAUUCGUAUUGGUGCAUGGAGGGAAAGGAAGACUUGUUACAAUUUUGAGAUUCAAAUUUAUUCGUUUAAAAAUGGCUUCACGUGCUGCUGUAGCGGUAACGUAGGGUUAAUCUACGGUACAUUAUUUUACAAUUAUAAAAGUGUUAACAGGGAGUCGCUGGUUUGAUCCACGUCAUUUCUUACAAUCGCAAAGACUAAGAAAAAAUUCUAAUGAGAAACAACAUGUCUUCAGAAACAGAAGGUAAUACACAGCCACUAGUGACAAUGAGUCCUGAAGAAAAGUUAAGUGAUGAUAAAAAGGAAUGUGAGGAAACCAGUGUACUGGAGGAUGUGGAAGUGACAGAGCUGAACUGGGAUCAAACAGGGCAGUCAGAGUCCAUCUCCAAAAGGCAAAUGAAGAAGCUAAUGAGACACAAGCAGUGGGAGGAACAGAGAGAUCUCCGCAAACAGAAGCGCAAGGAAAAGAAGAUAAAGAGAAAGCUGGAGCGCCUGACUCAGGGAGAGGAGGGUGCAGACUGUAGUGCUAAGAAACGCAUCAGGAAAGAGGUUGUGCACAGCCGUGCGCGGCUUGUCAUAGACUGCAGCUUUGACAGCCUGAUGGUGCUCAAGGAUGUGAAGAAGCUUCACAAACAGAUCCAGAGGUGCUAUGCUGAAAACCGUAGGGCUCUGCACCCUGUCCAGUUUUUUUUAACUAGUCACGGUGGACAGUUAAAGCAGAACAUGGAUGAAAAUGAUAAAGGAUGGGUGAACUGGAAGGACAUCCAUGUGAAGUCGGAGCACUACAACGAUGUCCUGAAGAAAGACGAGCUUGUAUAUUUGACCUCUGACUCCCCCAAUGUGCUGAAUGAGCUUGAUGAGACAAAGGCAUACAUUAUAGGAGGCCUCGUCGAUCACAAUCACCACAAGGGGAUUACCUACCAACGAGCCACGGAGCUAGGGAUUGAGCAUGCACAGCUUCCUCUUGGGAACUUUGUGAAAAUGAACAGCCGGAAAGUGUUGGCCGUUAACCAUGUAUUUGAGAUAAUCCUUGCGUACCUGGAGAAGAGAGACUGGAAGGAGGCGUUUUUCACCAUCCUGCCUCAGAGGAAAGGGGCAGUUCCAGUAGGACAGGAAGAAGGCACUCCCGAGGUAACAAAACCAGAGAAAGAAGUGACUGAUGGGGGACAAGAUUCAGAUAGCGACUCAGAAACUGGAGAGACAAUCGAGCAGAACACAGCUGUGCAAGAUGAGCACAUACACAAAGACAAGAAAGACUUGGGUGCUAGAGACAAUUCAAACGAGCCAACUGAAGGAGGAAAUUCAACGUAGCCCACCUGGGGAAAAAAACAAAGGCUUUUUAAAUGUACUUUAAUGUCCGCAUAGAGUUGGGUGUUGUGCUUUUCAAAUAAAUACUGUACAUGGUUAUUGCUCAAAAAUCUAACCAUACAUGGUGCAGUUACAUACAAGAUGGCGGCAUAGAAAUUGUGCAUUGUACAACGAAGUUCAUAGUUACAGUGCUGUGAUCCACAUUGAAUGUAAAUUCACAUAUGCCAGUUUGUUGUAUCAUGUUUGCCAUGCCUCCCCCUCUCUUUGUGAAAAUAAACUUAUACAGUAUAUGAAAUGCUAUAAAAGCCCACAGCUUACCAACAUAAUGUUAAUCUAA
This is a messenger RNA of Acipenser ruthenus (sterlet), 1853 nucleotides long. Its product is annotated as tRNA methyltransferase 10 homolog A-like. Gene Ontology annotation, cellular component: nucleus; cytosol; nucleoplasm. Gene Ontology annotation, biological process: tRNA N1-guanine methylation. The transcript is spliced from 8 exons. Gene Ontology annotation, molecular function: tRNA binding. The record is from RefSeq and is a predicted model, not a curated record. NCBI's taxonomy places the organism in Eukaryota, Metazoa, Chordata, Actinopteri, Acipenseriformes, Acipenseridae. Bases 422 to 1519 code for a protein of 365 amino acids.